AUGAAUGAGGAAUUAGAGGAACGAGAACCACCAGCUACCGUGGUAUACAAUUCUAUGGCAAAUGAAAAGAAUAAGAAUGAUGCUCUGAUUCAAGAAAACAAGGUCAAAGGAAACAUGUUCUAUAAGCUAGGACGACUGGAAGAAGCAAGUGAAUGUUUCCUCAGAGUCUUGGAUAUGGACGACGAUCAAGUGGACUGCAGGCGAAGACUUGGAUUAUGUCUCUUGUUGCUUGGCAGACACAGCCAAGCUGUGACGCAGCUUGAGAAAUUAGAUGAUCAAGAAGAUUUGGUGGCAGCCGCCAGAACCUUGCAAAGAAUGCAACGUCAUGGCUGCCCAUACUACAUCCUAGGUAUUGCAGAGGAUGCUAAUUUGAAAGAAAUAAAGUGGGCCUACAGGAAGCGGACACUUAAGUUUAACCCUGAUAACUGCCAAGGGUCUAAAGACGAGCGACAACGCAGAAUGGAUAUCAUGCAGAAGGUCAACUAUGCUAAUGAUCUCCUAUGUGAUGCUGAUGAAAGAAGAAAAUACAACGCAGUCAGGGAGUUCAUCAAGGACCUGGCAGAUAGCGUGUUUGCAGAUCCUCAGAAGACUAUGAAAGCAAAGAGGAAGAAAUCUGGAAGGACAACAAAGAGGAAGAAAACUAAAGGAAACUAG
Molecule: messenger RNA, 654 nt
Organism: Macrobrachium nipponense
Lineage: Eukaryota; Metazoa; Arthropoda; Malacostraca; Decapoda; Palaemonidae
Product: dnaJ homolog subfamily C member 7-like
Exons: 1
Coding region: 1-654 (217 amino acids)
Molecular function (GO): protein binding
Source: RefSeq, a predicted model, not a curated record